CCCAUGGAAGCUUAACAAGGUUGAAGACGGGGAGUGGAGAGUGUGUGUUUUGUCUUUCUCGAACUACUGAGCGACAAAGUAUGGAAUGUAUUACAAUUCUCGGCGGGUCACGGAGAUGGUGCCCUCGUUGAUCCCGAACGAUACAUGACGGGAUCGUGGCCAAUUACCGUUCAAAUCGUGUUUUUUAGUGAGUCGGAGUGCGUUUGACUUAAGGGCCUAUGCACAACAUCAUCAUGGCGCUUGUCACCUCGCUCUCGUCGCCGCUGCUCGUUCUAACUCUGGCCCUGGCCUUCCUUUCAGUCACACGUUGCUCCGACGCGACCUCCGGAAGUAUCAUAGGCAAUCGGGAGACCUGCGACAUCGAGGGCGAGGAUUUCACAGUGAACAAAAUUCCAAAUACUAGAUGCUUCAACUGCAUUUGCAAGAACGGCUUCGUAGAGUGUCUGAAGCGUCAAUGUCCCAGUAUAGAAGGUUGUUAUACACUACUAAAUCCACGGAACGACGAAUGCUGUCAAAUGUGCAAGGGUUGUAUUAGGAAUGGUGUGUACCGUGCUUCUGGAACGGAAUGGACCGAAUCUAAUGAACCAUGUCAGAUUCUAUUGUGUAAUGCUGGCGUUAUCACAAAAUCCGAAAUUAGGUGUUAUACACCCUGUUCCAAUCCGAUUCCAGCAGCCCCGGGUCAGUGUUGUCCAACUUGUGGAGAUUGCCAUGUCAAUGGUCAGGAGGCUACUGAUGAGAGGACAGUGACGUCAACGGAAGAUCCGUGUGUUACCUGUAGAUGUAACAUGGGUCGGCUCACUUGCACAAAACAGGCAUGUCCCGUUCUUCACUGCCCUGCUUCAAAAAUUAUUCACGAUGUAGAAGAAUGUUGCCCUCGCUGUACAGGUAGCGGGCAAUAUCUAUCACCGCCUAAAGGUGCCUGCAUGUUGGGCACGAUUUUGUACGACUCGGGCUCUCUGUUCCAUUUAGAUGCGUGCACCCGCUGCACCUGCGCGAAUUCGUCUGUAACCUGCACAAAGGAAACUUGUCCAGUGCUGGAAUGUGUCAGCGAAUACCAAACCAUACUUCCUGGCCAUUGUUGUCCUCAAUGUCCGCUCAUCGAGGAAAGCCGUACAUCUUGCAGUUACGGUGGUAAAACUUACGGGGAUGGCGAGUCUUGGAAGCUUGAUCCCUGCAAGGCAUGCGCAUGCAUGCAGGGCAAAGUGCGAUGUGCUAUGACAAUUUGUCCACUCCUGAAUAGCCCUUGUCCACCGAACUCACGAUUAGAACAUCCUGAGGAUCAAUGCUGUCCACGUUGUGUCGAAAGUGAUGGUGUGUGCACCGUGUUUGGUGAUCCACAUUACCGAACCUUUGAUGGAAAGUUCUUCAGCUUUAAGGGCGCUUGCAAGUAUCAGUUGACGAGUGAUUGUGUAGGUCAAAGUUUCAGCAUACGAGUGACCAACGACGCAAGGUCCACAAGAUCUUCAGCUUGGACUAAAACAAUAGCUUUAAAGAUAGGAGACAUGAAGAUUAAUCUGGGCCAGAGAAUGAGGGUAAAGGUGAACGGCAAAAGAAUAGACGUUCCCUAUCGUGUGCCAAAGCUGUUGUAUAUUAACAAAACGGAGGACAGUAUUCUGGUCAGCACGCAUAUUGGAAUAAAAAUUCUCUGGGACGGUAUUAGCUUCGUGGAGGUCUCAGCACCGACCUUCUAUCGGGGUCGCCUCUGUGGUCUUUGUGGUAACUUCAAUUCGCUCCCCAAGGAUGAUUUCACUACACCUCGCGGUAGAAUACUUCAGGAUUCCCAUCCUUUUGGCCAUUCAUGGGCUGUUGGUGGAAAAAAAAUGUGCUCAAGAAAACCACCUUACAAUUCUGAUAAGGAACAUCGCUGUAGGGGUAGGAGAGAUCGAAGAUUAUGUAACCGUUUGAUGUCUCAAGUCUUUGAGUCUUGCCACAAAAAGGUGAAUCCGUCCAUGUACUACAAGGCCUGUUUACAGGAUAUGUGUGAAUGUCCUACGGAAAACUGUUAUUGUGAAUCGUUUAUGGCUUAUGUGCAUGAAUGUCAGCGACUUGGAAUUCAACUUUCUCACUGGCGAAAAUCAACAAGGUGUCGCACAGUUUGGGAUACAGUACUCAAACGCACUACACAUGAUAUAGUGAAUCACGUCAUAGUGUCCCGGCCACAGUAGUGUCCCAAAAAGGCAGUAAUUGCAUCCCAGUAUCUGAUAUUUGUCACAUUCAACGUAGAUAAUAAGUAAAAUUUUAAGUAAGAUACUAAUGCCUAAUAAGUGAUAUUCUUGACAGAAAUGACCCGUGGUCGUGAAAGUUUUAAAGCGUGUUAUUGUGGCAACAGCUCAGUCAAAUUAUUUUUUUAAUGUAGCUUGUCUGAAACGUCAUUUCCAUGAUGCGUUACCGUACUUAGAAUCUCGUUCAAUGCAGGCGAAAAAAGAGUGAAUACAAAAUUAACGCAUUCAGUCAUAAGUAGGAAGAAAUGCCUUAGUAUGUAAUCUAUUUACCUUACCUGAAAGAAGGUGUCGCCGCGGUUUAAGAAUAUAAACUUUGUCACUGUAUUCGGAAAACCGUUGAAAGUACCUGGAAACAUAAAACAUAAUAGUUGUGGUAGGAAUUAGGUAUUAAAAUAGUUUUUUGCCGUACGUUGAACGUAGCCGACAUGAAAACAUCUAUACUUUGCAAUAUACCUAACUUUUUUCUGCGAUGCGUACAAAGACUCCUUGGAGAAGGAAAAACUCGUUGUAGGUUAUGUUUCUGCAUGAAGUUUCUCACAUAGAACAAUAACAGAAAAGUUAGAGUCACAUAUUCGAGUCACGUGUCGAAAUUACGAUUUUCAUCAUUAUAGUGUCAAAUAGAAAGUGAAAAAUGUAUAUUUUAUAACGAAAAUCGCAGAUUCGACUUCCCUUUUUAUUUGUUGAAUUUGGAUGACUAGCAUGCAUUUUGCAAGUAGAAAAAUAGAAAAUUAUAUUCAUCAUGUAUCGAACAAUGUGCAUUCCAGAGGGAAAUUGGUUCCUUUGUUGAUGCUGGUAGAGAUUAGCGAAUUAUUGUAUAAGAUAAUACGUGCAAUAACCUCGAAUUGCACCUACCUGAAAUACAUUUCGCAUGGGCAUGAAGCAAAUUGUUAAACCAAGCGUAUUCUGGGAAGCGCUGAUUGAGAUUAUUUUAGGAUCGAUUAUGAAUUCUGUAAAUGUCAUCGUCUUGUAUCUUUUAUCUUUGUUAAUAAAAUGAUAUUUCUGUUUAUGUA
Molecule: messenger RNA, 3232 nt
Organism: Belonocnema kinseyi
Lineage: Eukaryota; Metazoa; Arthropoda; Insecta; Hymenoptera; Cynipidae
Gene: cv-2
Product: BMP-binding endothelial regulator protein
Exons: 10
Coding region: 219-2165 (648 amino acids)
Molecular function (GO): protein binding
Source: RefSeq, a predicted model, not a curated record